AUGCCAAAUCUGCACAACAAGCUUAAAGUGCUCUGCUUGCACGGGUUUUACAAUAACAAGGAUGUCAUGAAGUACCAAAUGGCCUACUAUGAAUACAUUUUUGGUGAGUUCAUCGAAUUUCACUACCUGGAUGCUCCCUACGACGCCAGCGCUAUCUUUGACGAGCAAAUCAAAAACAAGUUUGGUGGACCCUUUUUUGCCUGGGUCAAUAAAGAUACCGAAAAGCACAACUUUGAUGGUCUUGUUGAGAGCUGUGAGUAUGUCAAAGAGUACUGAGCUACCCAUGGACCAUUCGAUGGGUUCAUCGGGUUCUCUCAAGGCGGCUACGUCAUCAGAACGAUGCUCAAAGCCACAGAGUGAGGCAUCCCGCACUGCCAAAUUUCACCCAGAUUCGCAAUUUUGAUUGCUUCUCCAGUUCAACAUGGUCAUGUAUUUGAAGGCAAGAAUGAAGGCGACUACCCCUGUCCUGUGAUGUACAUCUACGGAAAGGCCGACCCCUUUACAUACUACAGAGACCUGGCGAUCUGUAAGAAGUCUCAAACAACAGUCAUUCUGCAUGAGAAAGGCCACAAUAUGCCUCGCUUUGUUGGAGAAGUGAUGAAGACUUUUACCAAGUUUUUGAAUAGAGCUUAUGAAGACAAAUUUGACAAACCAAUGGCGUUUAGGGUUCCACUGAACAGAGAACUAAAGAAAAAGUUUCUUAGUUUGCAAGAGGGAAACUCCAUUGUCCCAUCUAUUGCCAAAAUCUAAGUUAAACUCACAAUUUACUACUCAAAAUGAAGAAUCUUUGAAGCUUCAUUUUGUACAAGAUACCGAUAAAUUUUAAACUCAACGUUUCA
Messenger RNA from Moneuplotes crassus, 839 nucleotides. The record is from the annotation of a GenBank genome assembly. Lineage: Eukaryota; Ciliophora; Spirotrichea; Euplotida; Euplotidae.